UUGGACACGACAGCCCUAAUGUCGUUGCCAAUGAAUUCGCUGUACUCGCUCACCUGGGGUGAUUAUGGAACAUCUCUGGUAUCGGCCAUACAAUUGUUGCGCUGCCAUGGCGACCUGGUCGAUUGCACCCUGGCUGCCGGCGGACGCAGUUUUCCGGCCCACAAAAUCGUGCUCUGUGCGGCUUCUCCAUUUCUGUUGGACCUGCUAAAGAACACGCCAUGCAAACAUCCAGUGGUGAUGUUGGCGGGCGUCAACGCCAACGAUUUGGAGGCUUUGCUGGAGUUCGUCUAUCGGGGCGAGGUGAGCGUCGACCAUGGGCAGCUGCCGUCGCUGCUGCAGGCGGCGCAGUGCCUCAAUAUUCAGGGGCUCGCACCGCAGACCGUGACCAAGGAUGACUACACCACGCACUCGAUACAACUGCAACAUAUGAUACCACAGCACCACGACCAGGACCAAUUGAUAGCAACGAUUGCCACGGCGCCGCAGCAAACUGUGCACGCACAGGUUGUUGAGGACAUUCACCACCAAGGCCAGAUAUUGCAAGCGACCACUCAGACCAAUGCCGCCGGACACCAGCAGACGAUUGUGACAGCCGAUACUUCCAAGCACGACCAGGCCGUAAUUCAGAGCUUCUUGCCCGCACGCAAGCGUAAGCCGCGUGUCAAGAAAAUGUCACCAACUGCACCGAAAAUAACCAAAAUUGAAGGAAUGGGAACGAUCAUGGACACGCCGACAACAUCUCACUUGACCGGACAGCAGCAAGUAGUUCAGCAACAGCAAGUCCUGGAUGAAAAUGGCGCGGAAACGCAAUUGUUGACCAGCACACCGAUCAUCAAGAGCGAAGGACAAAAGGUUGAGACUAUUGUUACCAUGGACCCCAACAAUAUGAUACCCGUGACGUCGGCCAAUGCGGCAACUGGUGAAAUAACGACAGCGUCUGGAGCAACUGUAACGACUGGCACUGGUGGCACAACGGCAACGCCUAAAGCCAAACGGACCAAACAUCCGCCCGGGACAGAAAAACCUCGAUCACGCUCUCAAUCGGAACAACCCGCUACUUGCCCCAUUUGCUAUGCCAUCAUACGUCAAUCGCGCAAUCUGCGGCGCCAUCUCGAGCUGCGGCACUUCGCCAAACCGGGCAUCAAGAAGGAGAAGAAAAGUAAGUCCGGUAAUGAUAACACACUCGAGACGAGCACUGAGCUCAAUAACACAACCGUGGGCGACACCAGCGACACAACGGGAACACCAACGGCGGCGGAGACCCCAGUUCGUGCAUCCAGUGGCAAAAAACCGGGCAGCAGCACAUCUGGCUCCGGGCAGACCCAGACGGGCGGCAGUGGAGUAGUCCCUCAAGUGCAGACGGUGCAGUCGCUGCAUCCGCUGCAGGGCGUGCAAGUCAAGAAGGAUCCCGAUGCGCAGCAACAACAGCAACAGCAGCAGCAACAGCAGCAGCAGCAGCAACAACAGCAACAGCAACAAACAAUGACAGUAACCACCACGGCUGGCAGUCAAGUGCAACAGCAGCAGGUGCAGCAGGUGCAACAGGUGCAACAGCAGCAGGCAUUGCAGCAUCACCAGAUCAUCGAUUCGUCUGGCAAUAUGACGACGCCAACAACCAGCGCCCAAGCUGCUGCCCAGCAGCAGGCCAGCAAUCAGCAGCAGCAACAGCAACAACAACAGCAGCAGCAACAGCAACAACCGCAGCUGGUGGCCCAGUCGGAUGGCAGCGAGAGCGGUACACCGCUCUCGAUUGCUCAGGUGCAAACGUUGCAGGGUCAUCAGAUCAUUGGCAAUUUGAACCAGGUGAAUAUGACUGAUUUUCAACAGCAACAACAACAACAACAGCAACAGCAGCAGCAGCAACAACAGCAGCAGCAGCAGCAACAACAACCACCACAGACGCUUUGAGUAGCAAGCACUCACCUAUGACAAAAUUCGAACCGAAUCAUACACCCACUAUUGUAGACCCAA
Drosophila navojoa is the source of this 1971-nucleotide messenger RNA. It is a transcript of the gene Trl, whose product is annotated as Trithorax-like. NCBI's taxonomy places the organism in Eukaryota, Metazoa, Arthropoda, Insecta, Diptera, Drosophilidae. The record is from RefSeq and is a predicted model, not a curated record. Gene Ontology annotation, biological process: regulation of transcription by RNA polymerase II. Gene Ontology annotation, cellular component: nucleus. Gene Ontology annotation, molecular function: protein binding.